GACGGCAGUGCUGGUGGUGGUUGCGGCCGGGCUGUGGCUAGGGAUAGGCGCCUGCCCGAGGGGCGGCGGCGGGCCAGAGCUGAGGGCCCUGAUGCGGCUGCGGUCGCGGACCGCUCCGCCGCCCGGAGAGGCCCCGCCCCGGCGCCGGGCCCCAUGCACCCCAGAAUGAAUGAAAUGAACUUGAGUCCUGUAGGGAUGGACCAGCUGACCUCAUCCUCUGUAAGCAAUGCCCUGCCGGUCUCAGGGAGUCACUUGGGAUUGGCAGCGUCACCCACUCACAACGCCAUACCAGCACCAGGCUUGCCUGUUGCAAUUCCAAACUUGGGCCCUUCCUUGAGUUCAUUGCCCUCUGCUCUGUCUCUGAUGCUCCCAAUGGGUAUUGGGGAUCGAGGAGUGAUGUGUGGUAUACCAGAGAGAAACUACACUCUACCUCCACCACCAUACCCUCACCUGGAGAGCAGCUAUUUCAGACACAUUCUACCUGGUAUCUUGUCUUACUUGGCUGACAGACCUCCACCUCAGUACAUCCAUCCCAACACUAUGAAUGUUGAUAGCAAUCCGGCAUUGUCAGUCUCCAGCAAUCCGUCAGCCCUAGAUCCCUACCAGCCCAGUGGAACUGUAGGGCUGGAACCAGGGAUUGUCUCCAUGGACUCUCGCACAGUGAACACACAUGGCGCUCAAAAUCUGCAUCCUAGUGACAGCCAUGAGGUAGCACUGGAUACUACAAUCACUAUGGAGAGUGUUUCGAGGGUAACCAGCCCCAUCUCUACGGAUGGAAUGACAGAGGAGCUUACGAUGGAUGAUGUAGCUGGUGAUCAUUCGCAGAUCCCCAACGGCUCCCGCAGCCACGAACCUUUAGCUGUAGACACAGUAGGGAGUAACUUGACGUCGGACGCUGUGGGACACGGCAGUGUCAUUCCCAUUCAUGGUAGCACUUUGGAACUUCCUGUUGUCAUGGAGCCCGACCACAUUGCCGGGCGGGUGACAGGAAUGUCGGACAGCACACUAAAUGACUCCAUUCAUACUGUGGCCAUGAGCACCAACUCCGUGAGCGUGGCGCUCUCUACCUCACACAACCUUGCUUCCUUGGACUCGGUAGCCUUGCAUGAAGUGGGCCUCAGCCUUGAGCCAGUGGCAGUGUCUUCCAUAAAUCAGGAAGUAGCCAUGGGGCCAAGUCACGUGGAUGUGUCUGCAGACAAUCUUGCCUUCGUACCAUCCUCUCUGCAAAUGGAAGAUUCCAACUCGAACAAGGAGAACAUGGCAACCUUAUUUACCAUAUGGUGCACACUGUGUGACAAGGCAUAUCCAUCAGACUGCCCAGACCACGGGCCCGUCACCUUUGUCCCUGACACCCCGAUAGAGAGCCGAGCCAGGCUUUCUCUCCCUAAGCAGCUCAUCCUCCGGCAGUCUAUCAUGGGAGCCGAAGCAGAUUUUGGUCUUCUACUGAUAGGUGUGUGGGCACGAGAAACCAUUCCUGUAAGGACUUGUUUUGGACCUUUGAUCGGGCAGCAGAGCCAUUCUCUGGAGGUGGCUGACUGGACAGACAAAGCAGCUAGUCACAUCUGGAAGAUCUAUCACAAUGGUGUCCUGGAGUUCUGCAUCAUUACAACUGAUGAAAAUGAAUGUAACUGGAUGAUGUUUGUACGCAAAGCCAGGAACCGGGAAGAGCAGAAUCUGGUAGCUUACCCUCACGAUGGAAAAAUCUACUUCUGCACCUCUCGGGACAUCCCGCCUGAACACGAGCUCCUCUUCUAUUACAGUCGGGACUAUGCACGACAGCUUGGUGUCCCUGAACAUCCGGAUGUACACAUCUGCCACUGCGGAAAGGAGUGCGCUUCCUACACUGACUUCAAGGCCCAUCUGAGCAGCCAUAUUCACAACCACCUCCCUAGCCAGGGGCACAGCAGCAGCCAUGGGCCGGGCCACAGCAAGGAGAGGAAGUGGAAGUGCUCCAUGUGCCCCCAGGCUUUCAUCUCCCCUUCCAAGCUCCACGUCCACUUCAUGGGGCAUAUGGGCAUGAAGCCACACAAGUGUGAUUUCUGUAGCAAAGCUUUCAGUGAUCCUAGCAACUUACGGACACACCUCAAGAUCCACACAGGCCAGAAGAAUUACCGCUGCACGCUGUGUGACAAGUCCUUCACCCAGAAGGCUCACCUGGAAUCGCACAUGGUCAUCCACACCGGCGAGAAGAAUCUGAAGUGCGAUUACUGUGAAAAGCUCUUCAUGCGGCGGCAGGACCUCAAGCAGCACGUGCUCACUCACACACAAGAACGGCAGAUCAAAUGCCCCAAGUGUGACAAGCUGUUUUUGAGGACAAACCACCUGAAGAAGCAUCUCAAUUCACAUGAAGGAAAGAGGGACUAUGUCUGUGAAAAAUGCUCCAAGGCUUAUCUAACCAAAUAUCACCUCACUCGCCACUUAAAAAUAUGUAAAGGCCCCACAUCCAGCCUGUCAGCCCCAGAGGAGGAAGAGGAGGAGGAUUCAGAGGAGGAACUAAUAGACUCAGUGAGGACUGAAGACUGUAGGAUUAACAAUGGAGUGUAUUCAACAGGUGAUGCCCUCUCUGGACACAAAUGAAGAGAGAGGAAGUUUUCUUGGGUGUUACAACUGGGGAAGGAAAAACCCCAACUCUUCCUCGUUUCCCCAGUCAACAGCGUAUGACGAAUACGGAGUUUUCCUUCUGUUUUGGUCUCCACACCACAUCACUUAGUAAACUCUGUAGCCAAAACACUGAAUGAGAGUGGAUCCUGGAUGUACAAGUGAGGAGUUGCUAAGGAGGAAAUAUGAGGCAGGGAGGGUUUUUUCACACACACUGUGCAUACUUGCUUUCCAAAUCACUCAAACGAAUCCAUCCAGUGCUGGGAUAUGUGUCACACCUUGCAUAGACCUUUGAGUAAAGAGCCACAUACCGGAAAUGUAGUCAAGUGAUGGCAGUGACCUGUAAGCCAGCUGUCCUUAACUGCCAAAGCCAUGACAAUA
Dryobates pubescens (Downy woodpecker) is the source of this 2979-nucleotide messenger RNA. It is a transcript of the gene PRDM4, whose product is annotated as PR/SET domain 4. Gene Ontology annotation, molecular function: RNA polymerase II cis-regulatory region sequence-specific DNA binding; DNA-binding transcription factor activity, RNA polymerase II-specific; histone deacetylase binding. Lineage: Eukaryota; Metazoa; Chordata; Aves; Piciformes; Picidae. The record is from RefSeq and is a predicted model, not a curated record. The transcript is spliced from 11 exons. Gene Ontology annotation, cellular component: nucleus; cytoplasm. The coding region runs from base 154 to 2577 and encodes 807 amino acids. Gene Ontology annotation, biological process: cell fate commitment; transcription by RNA polymerase II; regulation of transcription by RNA polymerase II.